Messenger RNA from Gopherus flavomarginatus (Mexican gopher tortoise), 15862 nucleotides. It is a transcript of the gene SPAG17, whose product is annotated as sperm associated antigen 17. The transcript has 47 exons. NCBI's taxonomy places the organism in Eukaryota, Metazoa, Chordata, Testudines, Testudinidae. Gene Ontology annotation, cellular component: axonemal central apparatus. Bases 86 to 6583 code for a protein of 2165 amino acids. Gene Ontology annotation, biological process: epithelial cilium movement involved in extracellular fluid movement; axonemal central apparatus assembly. The record is from RefSeq and is a predicted model, not a curated record.
CGCGGGCGGGAGCAAGGUUGCUAUGGAUACGGCGUGAGGACGCGGUCGAGAUCUGAACUGAACCGGGGGAGACUCCGAGCGCCCCAUGGGGCCGAAGCGGCCUAAGAGCGGAGGCAGCUCCCCCGGGGGCGCCGGACCCGCUGCCAAGAGCUGGGAGGCCGGGCUGGUGUCCGCCUGCCUGGAGGAGGAUAAUUGGAAGCCUAGCAUUGCUUUUGUUGUUGGGAACAAAAUUGAGGAUGAAGUCCACACACAAGCCUUGUCUCUUGCUGUGCAGGUGCCACAGCGGAAGCUCUUCAGCGACGUAUCAUGGGAAGGAAUUUUGGGACAGAUCAUGGAAGCUGGAAGUCAAAAGGGAAAAAAGGUUAAAGAGGUGCCUAUGUAUUAUGAGGUGAUAGAGGCAGCCAAAGCCAUUCUGGAUAGUGGAGAGCAGCUUCCUGUAACACUGGUUGGAAAACUAUUGAAAUUUCAGCUGCUUUGCAUCAAACAGAAGGACCUGCAGAGAAGAGCCGCUGAAAAGAAGGCAGCAGAAGAGCGAGAGAAGGAGAAAGAAAAAGACAAAGGGAAAGCUAAACCUCCUGGCAAGAAGGAAAAACCACCCAGUGCCAAAUCUGCAGGAAAAGGAGGGAAGGGAAAGAAAGCUGAAGCAGUACCAACAGCAACUACUAUUAAAAAGGACACCACACUAAAGCGACGGGGAGAAGAGGAGGAAGAUGACAAAUAUUUGGAUGAUGAACCAGAUGAUGGUGCCCAAUAUUACUUCAUAAUUUGGGGUUUCCACAACCCUCAGUUACUGCCUGUACUUUCUGAGCUUGGGGUCAGUAUCUCAAAUGUAAUUAAGAUUUCUUCUGAAAAUUACGAGCCAUUGCAGACAUACUUGGGAGCAGCUAAACUGCAAGAAGAAUCAUUACUUACGCCUGAAGUUGUAGAAGCUGAAAAAAGGAAGAAAGCUAAAGCCAUCAAAGAUUUGGAAACAUUCUGGAAAUACUUGGAGCCAAUUCUGAACAGUGGGAAACAUGGAUCAACUCUCUUUGAUGUUGCCAGACUUCAUCACAUAGUAAAGGAAAAUACAUUUCCCCCAGACUGGACUAAUAGUGACAUGAUGCUUGCAUUUGGAACUGUGCUAUUUGAAAGCAUUGCUUGUUUGAUGUAUGACUGUCUGGACUGGAAAAGACAACAUCAGCACUACUUGGAAAACACCAACUUUAUUAAUGUCCCUGUAAUAACAAAGAACAGACAGGCACAUCCAGCUUCUCCCAGUAUCCCUUCAAAGAAGAAAGUACAAACAGAAGAAAUUCUAGUACCAGCAAUUCUACCACAGGAGGAAGAAGUUUCUUUUCUGCCUCCUUAUGUGGACAUGAGGUAUUACAAUGAUUUGCUACAUCAGAUUCCUGAAGAAUUCAUUUCUGUUCCUUUAAUAAUGAACUGCAUGUUGGAACAGGUCAUUGCAACUGAAGAAGGUCUUACACCACCAAGUCUGGUGGUCCCAGAACCACGAGCAGAUGGGCUGGAUCAUAGCCUUGCAGAGCAUAUAGUCUCAAUCCUUCCCUCUCUUGCCCUCUCUGAGAGUGAAAAAAAGAAUCUCUACAACUCCUUUUUCCCUAAUGACAAUGAAGAAAAGACUGUGGUCCCCAAAUGGCCUCUUCUAUUAAACUAUAAUGAUAUUUUGUCUCAGAGGCUACACCUGCUAAAGGUCCAAGGGGGCUUAAACCCAAAAAAGAUUGAACAGGAUAUGAUGGACAAGCUGCCAUUGGUGGAACUUCUUCAGUUCCCCCUUCCUCCACCUGGAAACAACACUAAACGCUUGGCCAGAGUUCAUGAGCUCAUGCAUUAUUGCACCAGUGAACUCUUGAGUUGGGCUGAAGUAGAAAGAGCCUUCAAAGUGUUUACUUUUGAAAGCCUGCGGCUGACUGGGGUGGAUGAUUCUGGCCUCCUGGAGGGCUCAGGUUUGUUGCUUGGAGGUGAUUAUGAAGUAUCUUAUAUUCCAUGGGAUAAUCCGGCCAGAUUUGCAAGACAUCUGAGACAACUAUCGAUGGUGGAAAACCUGUUUGAUGAGAAAACUCCCAAUGGCUCAGUGCAUAUAGAAAAGAAUGACAAACGUGGAGGAGACGGUCUGGCUGAUCCUCUUGUAAACAAAGUUAAACAACAGAGGCAUGGGCCGGAGACAGAUUUAGUGGAAAUACAAAAGACUCAGCAGCGGCAUUUGACAGACUGGAGUUUUGCUGAACAUUAUGAGCCACGUCUUCUUCUUCAGGUUUUACACAGUGCAACCCAACAGUACAGGUGUAUUGAUUCCUAUUACCACACCCAAGAUAACUCUCUGCUUAUAGUCCUUCACAAUCCAAUGAAUCAACACCGUCAGUGCAAGGAAUCCUGGGAUAUUGCAAUGCACUCUGAUGUUGGAUUCAGAAACUAUCUGGAGCUGGUGGCCAACUCAAUUGAAGACUGGGUGACAAAGGAAGAAACCAAAUAUCAGGAAGAAAAAAUGGCUAAGGAACUGGAGACCCUUAAACUAGCUAAAGCCAUGACAGAGAGACCUUCUGACGAUAAACCCUGUGCCUCCACUAGCAAAAAAGCUGCAUCUCCUAAGAAAACAAAAAGCAGUACAUCAGGACUGGACGGUAAAGCAGAGGUCACACCGGAACUUCCAGAAAAAAAUCCUUUUGUCAGAGAAGGCUCCCUCAAGGCUUGGAAGGAAGAGCAUGAUCGACUACUAGAGGAAGAACAACUAAGGGAAGAAAAGAAAGCAGAGAAGAAAGAAAAGUCAGGUGAUAAAAAGAAAGGACAGAGCAAGGAGAUACCAGUGCCUGAUGACAGCAAGGGGUCCAAGACGAAAUCUUCCAAGGAGAAGUCUAAAGAUGAGACAGCAAAAAUCCCUGAACUUGAAGAGCGUAGUACCCCAGCACCACCCUCUGAGAAAGUUUAUGAGUUUCUUGGCUACAAUAUGGGGGAAGAUCUCAUUCAAGUCUCAGGGACCAGUCAAUAUCUUUUCCCCACUGAUGGAGGACAGAUCCAAGCAGAAAAGAUAAAAUUUGAAAAGGGGACAACUUUGGUAAAAAUGAAGGUGGUAAAGGAUCGCCACAGUUUCUUCAUUCAUAUCACAGACCCCAAGAAAAACUUGAUAGAAAGUGAAGGACAAGAAAUGAGCAAUUCCUUGGAAGGGCAGCAGAGUGAGACAGGAAAAUUAAUAAAUCAAAAGAAAGCUGUGAGCAAGUUUGGAUCUUUUUCAGCCACUUUGGAAAAUGGAAUCCAGCUAUCCUUGAGCUACUAUGGAGCUACAGGAAAAGCAGCAGAUGAUACAGACCCUAACUUAGCAACAAUUCUGAAUAUCCCCUCUGUACAUAUUCCAACUGUUGCUCCCACUCCUGUUGCUGCUUCCACUUCUUCAGGAAAAAGCAACAAGUCACUGAAACAAAAAUCAGCAAAAUCUCUGCAGUCUGCCAAAGGGAGCCAUGUCAAGUUAACCACUCCACCACUGGAAGAGUCUCCAAAGCAAGAAGAGAAAAAGGUAGAAAUAGAACCAUCAACACCUCAAACACAAGCGGUGCCAGAUGUCCCUGUUUUCCAGACUUUGAAUGCCUCCUGCCCCAACGGGCUGGUAUUAACUUUCCUUGGUCAAAAUUCUAUAGAUUUGAAAGCUGAGUCUAAGGAAGCUAAAGCCAAGGCAGAUGAAGCCAACAAAAAUGAAACCAAGGCAGAUGAGGCCAAGGAAGAUGAGGCCAAGGCAGAAAAAGCCAAGCGACCUACUCUGGAAAUCCUAGUUAGGCAGAGUUAUCCCCAAAGGGUGAAGCAUUCCCAUCUGUACAAAGCGGUGAAGAAACCAGUAGAACAGGAAGUGUCUAGAGUCAUUACCAGCCAAGGAACUGUCGUAAAGUACAUGAUUGAUGGAUCCACCCAGGUUCUUUUUCCUGAUGGCAUGGUGAUCAAGAGUCCCCAUUCAGUUCUAACAUCAUCACCUGCAGUUAGUACACAAUCAUCCAUUGUUGAGACUAGCCUACAGAGCCAACCAUUGCCAAAACUGGUGCCUUCUACUGACAUCAGCACCAAAAAAGGAAAGGGUGGCCACAAAGGUAGCACAGCACCAGCAGCCAAAUAUGAAUUGCCUGAAUCUGCUGUUCAGGAACCCCUGCCUACUCUGCUACAACCUGUAGACAACCAGUUAGGCACCUGGAUAACAACCACCCCAUCAGGCAUUCAAGUGGGCACUAAGGGAGCAAACAGAAUGGAUCUGAAGCCACUGUUAACUUAUCAGGCAACUGACCCAGUUAAUGGAAUGGUUAUGAUAAUGCGAGAAGACAAGGUGCUAAUGGUUCAGAAAAUGGAUGAUACCAAGAUAGUGGAUCAUGCUGAUGGUACUAGAAUCACCACAUUUUAUCAAGAUUAUGAGGAACCUUUUGUAUCUGAGGAUAAGGAAGAAAUAGGUGAAUCUCCCCAAACUAUCAGAAGGAAAGUAAAAUGCAUACGAGUGGAGAAUCCUGACUUUGCUACGGUUAUAACAAACUGUGAAGACAGCACGUGUUGUACCAUCUUUGGAGAUGGGACAUCUAUUAUAGCAAAGCCACUGGGAACAUAUCAGGUGUUACCCUCCAGUACCGGCUGCCUUUUCAUUGAUGAUGAUUGUUCAGCAGUUUAUUCCCAUGAGAUUUUCAAUAAAACUCAGCUUCUCUGCAAGCGUGAGGAGAAACAAGCAGGGAGAUACAUUAUGAAACACACCUCCAAUAUUAUCUGUGAGAUGCUGGAUCCUGAAGGAAAUCUUUUCAAGGUCAUGGCUGAUGGCAGCACAUCUGUGUUCAUUCCCAGCAUUGAUUCUGAUGGUGAGGAGGAUGGAUACUUAGUACCAAUACCAAAAGACGUUCAUACUCCUGUCACAUAUGGUGAACAUGCUCCCAGGUUCUUCAUUGUCUAUGCUGAUGGUUCAGGGACUGAACUCCUUCGGAACAGUGACAUAGAAGAAUACCUUGCUUUGGCGUAUGGGGAUCCAGCUACUGCAGUCUUGCAAGAGCCAGUACAAGAAUGUCCAGGUGUUCUAAGUAUUACUGUUCUCCGUCCACUGACUGAAACGUCUCCCUGGGUAAUGAAGAGAGAAUCAUCCAAUAUUGUUCCUCCGAGCCUCCAGUCCAGGAACUGGGAUACGUUUCCUCCAUUUGAGAGGAAGAUUCCAGGUCCACCAUUUGGCACACAUAUUUGGAAAGGUCUGUGCAUAGGAUCCAAAGAGCUGACUGGCUCUCCAGCGCCUGUACUAAAAUGCCCUAAUGUGCUACAAAUCCGUCAGCUGAUCCAGUAUGAACCAGUCAGUGAUGAGCUGAGACAGAAGCUACAGCUGUCCCUCAAGGAAUACAUAGAUUACAUCCUGAAGCAGGAAGAUGAGUUGCAAGAGAUGACCAUUAAAGAACCAAGAACAGAGGAAGAGAAGGGUAAUGCUGCUGACCUCCUCAAACUGGUUAUGUCUUUCCCUAACUUGGAGAAAUCAUCUGAAGAUCUCAACACUAAAGCUCAGAUAGUUGAGUUAUAUGAGCAGGCUGUGGAUUCUCAGCUCCAAAAUCCACCAAGGAAGACAAUGUCAAAGCAAACUGAAGACUACUGGCAGAGUUUCAGCAAGGACAGAUUAACCCAGAUAUCUCACUGGCAGACAAAAAUAGAGCAGUCCAGGCAGGAACUUGAUGAAGGAAGGAAGUGCCUAAUAGGAAUAAGAAACAGAAUAAUUCCACCCUAUUUUGAAUCUGAACUCGGCAAGGAAUUUCUCCUGAAAAAGAAAGAGAGAGAGAAGCCGUCUGUGGAGACAGUCACAGAAUUUCUUAGGAGUACGUCUGAGCUCAGUGCAGAAUCUACAGGUCUGUUUGUCCCAACCAGUGAUUCCCCACUCUCACUGAAUCCUCAGACACACAGUCCUUCAGCACAGACUGAAGUUUCCAACAGAGCAGAAGUGGGAAUGGCUGUGUGCACAUCUGGGAUACCCUUCCGGUCUCACACCCGGAGCUUGCUGGUGGAUGCUGCGGGGCAGCCAAGAAAAGAGAAGGUGAAAUUACCAUUAUCAGUCCAGGGGUGCAAGCCAGAAUCUGUACCCAAUAAAAAGGUAGAAGAUCCUGUUGGGGGAAAAGUCAACACAUCUUCUGUUGCAACAGCAACUAAGCAUCUUUGUGGAUUCCAUCUCAUCCCACCUAAAGUGAUAUUUGGGGUGCUGAAGGAGGGUUAUACUUAUGCCGCCACAGCCACUCUGAAAAAUGUUGGAGUGGAUUUCAUAAGGUUUCGGGUGAAGCAGCCACCGCCCAGCACAGGGCUGAGAGUGAUUUACACACCAGGGCCUGUGGCAGCCGGAUUGCAGGCUGAACUGGAGAUCGAGAUUUAUGCCAUGGCAAUUGGAGUGGAAGGUACCGAGGGCUCUGGAGAAAUUUCCCACCGUAUUGAAAUUUUAACAGAGAGGGAGACGCUGUUCCUGCCUGUGGAGGCAACAGUGUUAACAGGUGAUAUUUAUGAGCGCAGGCCACAGGGCUACCCUGAGGGGGGCCAGGCAGCUACGGUCCGGCUGGUUUCUACAAGUCCCACCCCCAGGUUCAGGAUUAUACUACCCCACAAACUUCCUGGAUAACGUAAGUGCCGCCGAUGAAUCAUUGCAACUUCGAGUAUUAGCUGAGCCUUAUCUUGGCUACUCAUCUACCCCAGGAUCAAGUCCUGCACCACCGACAGCAGGAGCCAGACACAGCUGAGUGUUCAUGUAUUAAAGAGAAGCGGUUGGAUGAUGGUAAUGAAAGACUUAGCUGCUACAAGUUUUCCCAAUUACUCAGUCCCAAAGAAGUCACCCCCAGCAGAGAGGCACAGUCUCUGUUUAUCGUCUCCACCUAAACCCCUUGGCAGCUACGCUCUCCUCUCCCACUAGCUCCCCCAUUCGCUGUACAUCCACCUGCAGAGCAAGAAGGUGGCUUUCAGCAAGUAGCAGCUUUUUAGGUGCAAAUGGCUUUUUUGGUGUUCUGAGUCUCACUGGAGUCAAUAGGGCUCUGCCUGUUGAUGCCAAGACUAUUCCAUGAAAUUCUGUAAUUGAUCAGAAGCAGUGUUCAGACAUUAUACAGAUAAAUACCAUUGAGUUUAGCAUAGGGCCUCCUUUCACUCUGCCAAAAAUAUAGUCGCACUAUUUCCUUUUUGAAUACCAAAAAUAUUUCUCAAAGUUUCAUAGAAUCAUAGUCUUUAAGGUCAGAAGGGACCAUUAUGAUUGGUGCAGGCCCCAGAAUCUCACUCACCCACUCCUGUAUCAAACCCCUAACCUAUGUCUGAGCUAUAGAAGUCCUCAAAUUGUGGUUUAAGGACUUCAAGGUGCAGAGAAUCCUCCAGCAAGUGGCCCGUGCACCAUGCUGCAGAAGAAGGCGAAAAACUCCCAGGGCCUCUGCCAAUCUGCCCUGGAUGAAAAUUCCUUCCUGACCCCAAAUAUGGCAAUCAGCUAAACCCUGAGCAUGUGGGCAAGGCUCACCAGCCAGAUACCCAGGAAAGAAUUCUCUAUAGUAACUCAGAUCCCACCCCAUCUAACAUCCCAUCGCAGGCCAUUGGGCAUAUUUACCUGCUAAUAAUCAAAGAUCAAUUAAUUGCCAAAAUUAGGCUAUCCCAUCAUACCAUCCCCUCCGUAAACUUAUCAAGCUCAAUUUUAAAACCAGAUAUGUCUUUUGCCCUUACCGCUCCCCUUGCAAGGCUGUUCCAGAACUUCACUCCUGUAGUGGUUAGAAACCUUCAUCUCAUUUCAAGUCUAAACUUCCUGAUGGCCAGUUUAUAUCCAUUUGUUCUUGUUUCCACAUUGGUACUGAUCUUAAAUAAUUUCUCUCCAACACGUGGCACAUGCAAACUACUGUACCUGAUUGUGUGGGUGAAAAGCUUUGAGUGUUCAGUGUGGCCACCCCAAAUCUAUGCUCAUAUCUUUUAUGCCAUGUCCACUUUCAUUUAUUAAAGAGCUUUGUGAAGUUUACAUAUGUGAAAAAUCCCUUUGCAUGCCAAUGUUCCCUUCCACUAGCAGUAACACAGCACAGACCACCACAGCUGGUGGGAGCAGCUGCAGUGCUUGUAGCACAGUUUGCAAGACGGCUGGAGACAAUUAAGUGCUUCUAUUGCAACAAGGGCAGAUUUCUUUUUGCUUCUCUUUAUUCUUGUUCAUUUUCUUUGCUCUUUCAUUACAGAUCAGGCCAAGAGGGGGUAACAGCAAAAGCAGCAGCACUGAAAGACAGAUUUUAGUCCAGCAUUAUAGUAUAAAUAUUAUCCAAGUAAAUGUACUGACCAAAUCAGUUCAGACCAACUUGAUUAUUAAAUGAUUGUUUCCUCUCACCAUACUCAGUUUAGGCUCAUUUGUCUCAUGCCUGUAACUUAAUUGUCUGGCCCCUAUCACAUUCUUGACCAGCUUUCUCAUACCUUCAUGAUGGAGGUGUUCAAGGCUGCAGGGGACCUAUUGGCACUCAGGGGGCCGCCUUCACUCCUGAUAGGGUGAAGUCACUGGCACUGAUCCCAGGCCUCAUAUAUUCUGUGGGCAAGCUGGCAAUGAUGUCCACCAUGAGGCCAUCACCAUUACAUCAACCCCUGGCACCAGAGGUUUCUGUGAGGAAACCCCUCUGGUGCCCAAGCUGGCACCAAUCCCCGGCACCAAGAGGCUCAGCUCCUCCCUGGUCAUCACAAUCAGAGACCUCAGAGUCAGGAGUCCUCUCACUCUAGCAGGAGCAGAAGAUCCCGCUCCCGCUGCGACAGUCAUCCCUAUGUGGCACCCUGGCAGCACCAGUGGCCCUUCUGGACACCCUGGGCCUAUCCUCAAAGCCAGGACUCCAGAUUCGCAUCGGUGGUCUCAAUCUGGGGUGCUCUGACAACAGCGCCGGCUGCUGCACCAUCCUCAGCACCAACCCUGGUGUCAACCGCAGCUCCAGUCCCUGUGUCUACUGCAGCACAGAACUGACCGCGGCACCAUUUGUCCUUGCCCUGCAGGACCCCAGGGGGCUGAGGGCAGUGAUCAGACCCCAGAACCAGCCACUUCUCAUCCUCUUCGUGGCUGGGUGAGGCAGUGGUGGCCACCUCACCCACUCUAGCCUUAGAGGAUGCUAGCGUCCUUCAGCAGCUGCUGAGACAGGUGGCCCAGAACCUAAAUAUCAAAAUGGAGGUGGUGCUGGAGGAAGCUGACCCAAUGGUUGAUAUUCUCUACCUGCCCGGGCCAUCCCGUAUUGCGCUGCUGCUGAUCAAAAUGGUUUAGUGAUGCCACCAAGACACUGUGGGAGACCCCAUCCUCGCUGCUGCCUAUUGCGAAAAGAUAUGAGAGGAGGUACUUUGGUCCUUUGCGAGGGUAUGAAUAUUUGUACAUCCACCCCCAGCCGGACUCCCUGGUAGUGGAUGCUGCUAACCAGUAUGAUUGACAGAGCUACCAGGGGCCCUCUCCCAAGAAUGACGAGGCCAAGAAAGUGGACCUUUUGGGGAGAAAUAAAAAUACUCAACUGGGAGUUUGCAGCUACGGAUCGCUCACCAUCAGGCUGUGGUUAGCAGAUACAAUUGUAACACCUGUGGGGCUAUGCAAAAGUUCACUGAACUUCUGUGGUCUGACUCUCGUGCAGAGUUCUUUGCACUAGUAGAGGAGGGCAAAUUCAUCUCCCGUGUGUCCCUGCAAGCGGCCUUGGACGCAGCCUCCCACACGAUGGCUACUGGGGUGGCCAUGAGAAGGAGUUCUUGGCUGCAGGUCUUGGGCCUACCAUUCAAGGUGCAGCAGAUGAUUCAGGAUCUCCCCUUUGAAGGUCAAUUCCUGUUUUCAGAAAAAACUGACUCGCGUUUGCACAGCAUCAAGGACUCUUGGGCCACCCUGAAGUCCUUGGGCCUUCACACGCCUGUGACCCAGAGGAGGCACUUCAGACCUCCCCCACCCUUGAGGAAUUAUCAGCCUCAGCUGAGGCAGACAGAAGGAGUUACAUAGGAGGAACAGGAACUCGAGAAAGAGACCUCAUCCUUCCUCCAGCCAGGAUUCUGGCCAGUUGAAAUCUUCCUCAGGCCAGAGGCAGGCCUUUGAAGGUGCGCUUGGGGGCGACACACUAGCUCAGAGACUAGAUCCUCCCCACCUUACUUUUUCGUCCCAUCUAUCUCCUUUCUACCCUGUGUGGGCCCGUAUUACAUUGGACCGUUGGGUGCUCCGCACAGUAGAAAGGAGAUAUUCACUCCAAUUCUCGGCUCUCCCACCCUUCCACCCUACUCCCCCGUCCCUCUUCAGGGACCCCUCUCAUGAGCAACUCAUUAUCCAGGAGGUGCAAUUGCUCCUUCAGCUGGAAGCAAUGGAAGAGGUUCCUCAGGGUUGCAGGGGCCUUUAGUUCCAGUAUUUCCUAAUACUAAAAGUCAAAGUGGAGCUAAGACCUAUUCUAGACCUGCACAAACUCAAUAAGUUCAUGAAGAAACUCAAGUUCUGCAUGGUCUCGCUGGCCUCCAUCAUCCCUUCCUUGGAUCCAGGGGAUUGGUAUGCCGCCCUUGACUUGAAGGACACUUACUUUCACAUAGCAAUAACUGUCCCACAGAAAAUACCUCAGGUUUGUGGUGAGCAAUAAACACUACCAGUUCACAGUUCUCCCAUUUGGUCAGUCAGCGGCGCCCCGUGUAUUCACAAGUGCAUGGCAGUUGUGGCCGUAUUCCUGCGCAGGUGACAAGUACAGUUGUUCCCGUACCUUGACGACUGGCUAAUCCAAGGCCGCUCCAGGGCUCUAGUAGAGGUGCAAGUCGAAUUCAUCAUGGCAACUUUCAACACACUGGGCCUUCUCCUGAAUGUGGGAAAGUCCACUCUGCCACCUGUUCAUCAGAUAGAGUUUAUAGGGGCAGUUCUGGAUUCGACCCAGGCCAGGGUGUACCAGUGGGAAUAGAGGUUCCAGGCCAUGGGCAACAUCAUUCAGCGUCUCAGACAGUUUCCCACCACCAUAGCACGAAAUUGCCUACGACUCCUGGGACACAUGGCUGUGUGUAUCUAUGUGGUGCAACACACCAGCUCAGACUUCAGCUGCUCCAAUCCUGGCUAGCCUCGGUGUAUCAGCUGGUUUGGGACAGUUUGGGCAGGGUCGUGAUUCUGCCUUCCCAUGUCCUUGUCCCACAGGUGGUGUGUGCUGGGGUUCCCUUCACUAGCCCGCAGCCAACUCUCUCACUGGUGACAGAUGCAUCAGACUUGGUCUGGGGGGCACACCUGGAAGACCUCAGAACACAAGGCCUCUGGUCGCAGGCAGCGCUGGCUUUCCACAUCUGUGUCAGAGCUCAGAGCAGUGCACCUAGCAUGCCAGACUUUCCGAGCCCACCUAACAGGCAAAUGUGUUUCAGUUAUGACAGACAACACCACGGCAAUUUUCAAUAUCCACAAACAGAGGGGUGCACACUCCUCUUCCCUGUGCCAGGAAGCCCUCAUGCUGUGGGACUUCUGUGUGGAGCAUUCGAUACACUUGCAAGCUUCAUACCUCCCUGGGUGCAGAAUGAGUUAGCAGACUACUUCAGCAGGUCAUUCCUAGACCAUGAGUGGCCCAUAUGCCCAGAUGUCACUAACUCCAUCUUCCAACAGUGGGGGUUUCCCCAGGUAGACCUCUUUGCCAUGCAACUCAGUUCUGCUCCUUCCAGAACCACAGUCUGAGCUCCAGAGUGGACACAUUCCUGUUACCAUGGGGAGAUCAUCUCCUGUACGCAUUCCCACCCAUCCUCAUUCACAAGGUGCUCUUCAAGAUACAGAGGGAAGAAGCUUUGGUGAUAUUGAUAGCUCCUGCCUGGCCCCACCAGAACUGGUACACAUCCCUCCUCAAGUUGUCUGUGGCAGUAGCACUCAUUCUGCCACUGGUCCUGGACCUGAUCAUAGAAUCAUAGAAUAUCAGGGUUGGAAGGAAUCUCAGGAGGUCAUCUAGUCCAACCCCCUGCUCAAAGCAGGGCCAAUCCCCAACUAAAUCAUCACGCAGGACCACUGCCGACUCCAGCACCUGAACCUAGAGUCGCUCCACCUCACGGCCUGGAUGCUUCAUGGCUAAACACCGUGGAGCUGUCCUGUUCAGACCCAGUUAGACAAGUCCUCCUUGGCAGUAGAACGCCCUCCACUAGGGCUACCUACCUGGCCAAGUGGAGGAGAUUUUCAAUCUGGAUGGUGCAGCAUCGUUCUUCCCCGACGCUCGCCACUUUCCCGCUUAUAUUGAACUACCUCCUUCAUCUUAAACAGCAGGGCCUGUCCAUGUUGUUAAUAAGAGUUCAUCUGGCUGCCAUUUCAGUAUUCCCUACAGGUGCAGAGGGACAGUCAGUCUUCGCCAACCCUAUGGUCAAUCAAUUUCUCAAAGGUCUUGACAGACUAUAUCCACACAUCAGGCAGCCGAUCCCACCUUGGGACCUUAACUUGGUUCUUUCCAAACUGAUGGGUCUGCCCUUUGAACUACUGGUGACAUGCUCCCCACUCUCUCUCGUACAAGGUGGUGUUUCUGAUAGAGAUAAACUCAGCCAGGAGGGUGUCUGAGCUCAAAGCCUUAAUAUCAGAUCCCCCCUACACUGUGUUCUACAAGGGCAAAGUUCAGCUCAGGCCUCACCUGGCUUUCCUCCCGAAGGUUGUCUCCCAAUUUCUAAUCAACCAGGACAUAUUCCUCCUAAGUUCUAUCCUAAGCCGCACUCGAGCAGUAGGGAGCAGAGGCUCCACUCACUGGAUGUCCGCAAAGCGCUAGCCUUUUACAUCGAGAGAAUGAAGCCAUUCCAAAAAUCCAUCCAACUAUUAAAGGCUGUGGCAGACAGAAUGAAAAGGUCUUCCUGUCUCUUCUCAGUGGAUUUCAUCAUGGAUCACAUCCUGCAUACGAGUGGUAUAACCUGGCAGGGGUGACUGCCUCUCCAAUUAUUGCGCAUUCAACCAGGACGCAGGCCUCCUCAGUGGUGUUUCUGGCACAGAUUCCUAUCCAGGAAAUUUGCAGAGCAUCGACAUGGUCCUCCAUACACACUUUCACCAUGCACUAUGCAAUCAUCCAGCAGGCCAGAGAUGACGCGGCCUUUGAUAGAGCAGUGCUCCAAUCAGUGUACAACUCCAACCCUGCUUCCUGAACUUGGCUUGGGAGUCACGUGACUGGAAUUGACAUGAACAAGCACUCAAAGAAGAAAAAUGGUUACUCACCUUCUCGUAACUGUUGUUCUUUGAGAUGUGCUGUUCAUGUCCAUUCGAAUACCCUCCCUCCUACCCCUCUGUUGGAGUAGCCGGCAAGAUGGAACUGAGUGGGGAUCAGGUCAGCAGGACCCUCUAUUGGGCACCAUGAGGCUGCAACUCCAGGGGGUGCCCAGGCUGACCCUACGGAUACUACUAAGGGAAAAUCUUCCAGCGCACCUGAUUGGAAUGGACAUGAACAACACAUCUCAAUGAACAGUUACGAGAAGGUGAGUAACCGUUUUAUCUAUUCUGCCGCACUUGUUAAGCUGGGUGCAAGCAAACAAUAUGCAUUUUACGAAGGCCACCUGUAAAGUUGUACAUCUAGAAAUAAAGAAUGUAGGCCUUAAGAUGUGGGGGCUCUAUCUUGGGAAGCAAUGACUCAAAGGGAUUUUGGGAUGUGGGGGGAAAGGAAAAUAAUCUGCUGAACAUGUAUUCCCAAUGCAACACUGUGGCCAAAAGAACUAAGGCAGUCCUUGAAUGCAUAAGCAGUGAAAUCUCUAGUAAGAGUACAGGAGUUAUUUUACCUCUGUAUUUGGCACUGGUGCAACUGCUGCUAGAAUACUGUGUAUGUAGAACUGGACACAAUUAAAGACAGGGGGUGAUAAAUUGGAGAGGAUUCAGAGAAGAGCCAUAAGAAUGAUUAAAAGAUUAGAAAACCUGCCUUAAAGUGGGAUUCAAGAAGCUCAAAGAGAAGGUUAAGGGAUGAUUUGAUUACCUAUCUAUAAGUACCCAUAGGGAACAAAUAAUUGAUAAUCACAGAAAUGUAGGACAGGAAGGGACCUCAGUAGGUAACCUAGUCCAGUCUCCUGCACUGAGGCAGGACUAAGGAUUAUCUACACUACCCCUGACAGGUAUUUGUCUAAUCUGUCCUUAAAAAUUUCCAAACCAGAGAUUCCACAACUAAGUCAUUAGUUCCAGAGCUUAAUUACCCUAACAGUCAGGAAGUUUUUCCUACUGUCUAACCAAAAUCUCCCUGGCUGUGAUUUUGCCCUGGUCUACACUACGUGUUUAGGUCGAAUUUAGCAUUGUUAGAUCGAUUUAACCCUGCACCCGUCCACACGACAAAGCCAUUUUUGUCGACUUAAAGGGCUCUUAAAAUCAAUUUCUGUACUCCUCUCCGACGAGGGGAUUAGUACUGAAAUCGACAUCACCGGGUCGAAUUUGGGGUAGUGUGGACGCAAUUUGACGGUAUUGGCCUCCAGGAGCUAUCCCAGAGUGCUCCAUUGUGACCACUCUGGACAGCACUUUCAACUCAGAUGCACUAGCCAGGUACACAGCAAAAGCCCCGGGAACUUUUGGAUUUCAUUUCCUGUUUGGCCAGUGUGGCUAGCUCAUUAGCACAGGUGACCAUGCAGUCCCCAAAAUUGCAAAAGAGCUCCAGCAUAGACCGAAUGGGAGGUACUGGAUCUGAUUGCUGUUUAGGGAGAUGAAUCCAUGCUAUCAGAACUCUGUUCCAAAAGAUGAAAUGCCAAAAUAUUUGAAAAAAUCUCCAAGGCAUGAUGUACAGAGGCUGAAACAGGGACCUGCAGCAGUGCCACGUGAAAAUUAAGGAGCUCAGGCAAGCCUACCAAAAAACCAAAGAGGCAAACGGCCGCUCCAGGUCAGAGCCCCAGAUAUGCCACCUCUAUGAUGAGCUGCAUGCAAUUCUAGCGGGGGGCCCUACCACUAUCACAUCACUGUCCAUGGACGCUGCAAGGGGGGAGUCUCAUGCAACAGGGAUGAGGCUUUUGGGGACGAGGAAGAUGAGGUGGAAGAGGAUAGCGCACAGCACGCAAGUGGAGAAACCAUUCUUCCCCACAGCCAGGAACUGUUUGUCACCCUGGAGCCAAUACCCUCCCAAGGCGGGCUCACGGAUCAUGAUGCUGGAGAAGGCACCUCUAGUGAGUGUACCUUUGUAAAUAUAAUGCAUGAUUUAAAAGCAAGCGUGUUUAAUGAUUAAUUUGCCCUGAAGAUUUGGGAUGAAUUCACAGCCAGUACAGUUCCUCCUUUUAAAUGGCCACCCCAACAGGUGCUUGGUAUGGGAAAGGAGGGCACUGCUGUUUGAAAUCAUUCCUAUAUGUUAUGAAGGUUGAAGAAGCUGAAAGACUGGCUUACCAGGGCUGCCUGCAAGCCGAAUUCUGUUGCCCGGCCCUGCAUGUGUGAUCUCUCAUACCAAACCAGCAGGCCCUCAAUAUAUGAGGCAAUAUGCAACCUUGUACCUAAAGCACAUGUGCUAUGUAAUGUUAACAGCUUGGUUCACCAUGAAAGAGUCUACCCAUUGUGUUCUAAAAUGUAUCUUUUUAAAUACUACUCUCCCUUUUUUUUCCUGCUGCAGCUGCAAGUGUUUCAGUGCUCCCCCCCCACAUUAUCUCCAUCCCAGAGGCUAGUGCAGAUAAGGUGAAAAAAACCCACACUUGCGAUGAAAUGUUCUCUGAGCUUAUGUAAUCCUCCUGCACUGAAAGAGCUCAGCAGAAUGCGCGGAGGCAAACAAUGUCAGAGUCCAGGAAAGCAGAAAAUGAACAUGAGGACAGGCGGGAUAAGCAAGAUGAGAGGUGACAGGAGUAAGAUGACAGGUAGCGGCAAUGUGAUGAGAGGAGGCAGGAUGCAAUGCUGAGGCUACUGGGGGAUCAAACUGAUACGCUCUGGCAUCUGGUGGAGCUGCAGAAAAGGCAGCAGGAGCACAGACUGCCGCUGCUGCCCCAAUGUAACCACCUGCCCUCCUCCCCAAGUUCCAUAGCCUCCUCACCCAGGAACACGGGGAGGGGCGGG